AUCUUCUUCCUCUUACAAAUCCCAGGAUAAGAGAAGUCUCUCUCCAAGUUAUCAUCUUUAAUCCCAGAUUAUGAAAAACUCUCUCCAAUAAAUGGAUCUGCAACAAAGGGAUUAAGGGAAACCCAUCUUCUUCCUCUUUUCAUUAUUACUUCUUUCUCUUUGUUUUCAUUAUCAUCUUGACAAAUGGCGAAGCCGGAGUCGGCGAUGCCGGUGGAGAAGUAGGUGUGGUUAUGGUUGAGAUCAAGGUAAAAGAGAUGGCUGGGGCAGAUGUUUGGAUACCCUGAUUGGGUUUACAUGGACUCUUGAUCCAUCAAGAGAUGCCAAUAUCUUUAAUCCCAGAUGUUUCGGGAUUCAUAUGCAUCUAGUUAAUUCUGAUUUUUUUACGAUUAAAGUGUAUCAUGGAGGACAUUAUUAUCAUAUAGAGAAGAAGUACAUAGGUGGAUGCAUCAGUUACUACGAUGAUGUGGACAAGGACAAAAUGAGCUUAACUGAGGUGUAUGGGAUGAUGAUGGGUAUCACUCGUUCUUAUGCUGGUAAAAGGAUUGAUUACUAUUACUCUAUAGGGUCUGAGGAAGAUAUAGUAGCCAAGUUGAAUAAUGAUGGAGAUGCGCUGAUGAUGUGUUGUUGUGUUCCAAGGGUGAGGCUUGUGAUUCUCUACCUUGACCAUAGAUACUUGGACCCAGAAAGCAAUGAGGAAGACGAUGAUCUGUUCAUGUAUGAGGAUUGUAUACCCUUAAUUGGGUUUAGUCAAGCUGGUAGCAGUGGGGAAAAGUGAUCAGUUGGAGUUGAAGAGCUCCUGCCAUCACACAAUAGGCUGCCUGAUUCAUCAUAGAAGCAUAAAAGGUCCAAGAGGUGUGCUAAUAGGAAAGGUAUGACUGCUUUGAAGAUAAAUGAGCCUCAAGACGAGAUUCCAACUCAAACAAGCAAGGCUCCCACAAUUAUUCCUUCUGAUAAAGGAAAGAAGAAAAAGGAAGAUGACUAUGAAGAUGAGUUUGGGUCUGAUUGUGAUGAUGCUUUUGAAGAUGGCUUGUUUAUAGAAGAUAAAUCUACUGAUUUGUAUGAACAUGAUUCCAACUCUGAUGAUGCC
Messenger RNA from Fragaria vesca subsp. vesca, 1087 nucleotides. RefSeq lists its product as uncharacterized. Lineage: Eukaryota; Viridiplantae; Streptophyta; Magnoliopsida; Rosales; Rosaceae. The record is from RefSeq and is a predicted model, not a curated record. The coding region runs from base 356 to 775 and encodes 139 amino acids. The transcript has 2 exons.